AUGGCCGCUCUCCUAUACUUCAAGGAGAAAGUACAUAGGAAGAAGCUACAGCAAGCUGACAUGAUUCCAUUACUAUUUCUGAGGCUUCUCUGCCAUAUAUUGGAGCAUAUGGGUUACCCUAUUGAGCCCCAUCUCGAGCGCCACCACCAUUGCCUAGAGCAUUUCAUUCCCGACCAAUGGACACAGCUAGCAGAGAGGAAUUCAACUGAAUUAGCACAUGAAGCAGCCCCACCCAAGCCAGUACCUCCAGUGCCAGUACCUCCAGCUGUCUCUACUGAUCCUCCAGCUACACCCCCUAUCUCACCGCCUGUCCCACCAGCUAUACCUCCUUCAUCACAGGACUUUAUCACCAUUUCUGGCUCAGAGUUUUAUGGCAUGAUACAACAGCAUCUGGGUCUUGCACCACCUCAGACUGAUAUUCCUGGACCAUCAGAGCUGAGAGCUCCAACUGAGGAGACGAUUCCACCUGUGGAGACCAUCACAGCUGAUGUCCCACAUCAGGCCACUCACGAGACAACCUCAGAGCCAUCAUGUCCACCAGAGAACCCCGCUCCUUGA
Vitis riparia (riverbank grape) is the source of this 558-nucleotide messenger RNA. Its product is annotated as vegetative cell wall protein gp1-like. The record is from RefSeq and is a predicted model, not a curated record. The transcript is spliced from 3 exons. NCBI's taxonomy places the organism in Eukaryota, Viridiplantae, Streptophyta, Magnoliopsida, Vitales, Vitaceae. The coding region runs from base 1 to 558 and encodes 185 amino acids.